ACGCUUAUUUCAUCGCCUUCACCGGCAAUUACAAGCGGAAAGCGCAGCUGGCGGUGCCCCGGAAGGCGCCGCUGAGGCAGUUCCGGGGCGGGCGGCGGCCAUUGCGCGGUGACCGAGGGGACACCGCGGUGACCAUGGGGAAGCACUUCGGGAACCUGGCGCGGGUGCGCCAUGUCAUCACCUACAGCCUGUCUCCCUUCGAGCAGCAAGCCUUCCCCAAUAUCGUGUCCCACGGCGUUCCCAACGUGGGCCGCCGCUUCGCCUCCCAGGUGUUGAAGGUGGUGCCCCCCUUGGCCAUCGGUUACCUCAUUUAUUCCUGGGGGACGCAGGAGUUUGAGCGGCUCAAGAGGAAGAACCCGGCUGACUACGAGCACGAGCAGUGACCACGGGCAGUGACCACGAGGCUCCGGAGCUCCCUGGGGACCUGCAGUGCUUGUUCCCAUGGCCAGAGGGGAUUAACAGGGAGAUAAGCCUUGCAUAAUAAACUGUAACUUUGCCCCAUGA
Ficedula albicollis (Collared flycatcher) is the source of this 504-nucleotide messenger RNA. Its product is annotated as cytochrome b-c1 complex subunit 8. The transcript has 2 exons. Gene Ontology annotation, biological process: mitochondrial electron transport, ubiquinol to cytochrome c. Bases 135 to 383 code for a protein of 82 amino acids. The record is from RefSeq and is a predicted model, not a curated record. Lineage: Eukaryota; Metazoa; Chordata; Aves; Passeriformes; Muscicapidae.